AUCAAUCCGCGGAGCGGAAAUCCCAGGCAAUCCCCCAGGCCCCGCCAGAUAUUUUAGCGAAUUUCCGAUCACCGGUAUUCAACGUGGAGAGUGGGAUUCACGUUGUGGAUCCCAGGCAAUUCCCCAGCCCCCGCAGAUAUUUUAGCGACCCUCGCGCUGGUGGCCGUAAACAAGUCUCACCGGCACCUCCUAGGGUUCAACCCGGCCAUUGCCAUCUCCAUGUCCUGCACCACCACCACCAGCAGCUCGACAAACGCCUUCCUCACGGCACAGAGCUUCCCAUCCCCUCAAGCCCUCUCCGAUUGGCUCAGGCCCAGGCUCCCCCACGACCUACCAACAUGGGGAGUCAAGCCUGGCACCAAGAACGUCUCCAACCUCUGGCUUGAGCUGUCCCACGGCGAGACGGUCCUCCAGGACACCAUCCCUCCCAGGCGAACCGUCAAUGUCGCCACCGUCAACAUCCGCAACCUCGCCGGCAACGUCCUGAUCGAAUCCCACCAGGAGCUCAGCGACGGGAGCGUCCGGAGCCGCUGCCGCCCGCUCUCGGAGAAGAUGAAGGCAGGGGAGACGAUCCGAGAGGCUGCCAUCCGGGCCGUUCGAGAGGAAUUGGGCUCUGUCCUUGUCUCCCCAGAUGGGGUUCGGGUGCUUAUGGACUCGUAUUCCAGGAAGAUCGAGGAGAGGGACUCCGGCUCCUACCCGGGGAUGCCUUCUUGCUACAUCUUGCAUUCGGUGGAUGUCAUCAUCAAGGAAAGCUUGCCGGAAGGAGACUUCUCCACGCAGGAGGAGGACGAGUAUGCCGGGAGCGGCGGCGAGGUUGCAAAGGGCGCCGUUGUCGUCAGAAAGCAUUUUUGGAAGUGGGUUCCUCAGCAAGAUGCCUAGCAGGUUCAAGCUAGGUGCAUGGUGCGGAUUUUUCUGCUGGGAAUUUUCUCUUCCUCGUUUCAAAUCGUUGUAUGGAAGUUCCAUGUUUCUCUUUCUGAUUAUUUCCGAAUCACGUAAAUGACAUCCAGAUGAAAAUUUGCGUAGAAUCCUCGAUAACAAUUGUAAUCAUUAUCUAAUCUUCGGUAUUGAUUGUGUUCAUUACUUAAAUGAAGAAAAAUAUUUCCUUCUUCUUUUA
This is a messenger RNA of Nymphaea colorata (pocket water lily), 1114 nucleotides long. RefSeq lists its product as uncharacterized. The record is from RefSeq and is a predicted model, not a curated record. Lineage: Eukaryota; Viridiplantae; Streptophyta; Magnoliopsida; Nymphaeales; Nymphaeaceae. Bases 220 to 879 code for a protein of 219 amino acids. The transcript has a single exon.